UAAUCUGUGUCUGUUUCCAGAUUCACGCGCCGCCGCGAAAACGAUUAAAGGUUUGAGAGAUGCAAUCCCAAGGAAUAUGGAGCACGCUAUGGAGGAAAUACGCAGACUAUAAGUACAACAAGUUCGAGAGGUUCGCUGUCUGGGAGAUGAUCGAGCCUUACCGUCGACCCAAAACCUUCACAGCUUUGAUUACUAUCUACGUCGCCGCCUUUUACACCGGCGUCAUCGGGGCUGCGGUUACAGAGCAGCUUUACAAGGAGAAGUUUUGGGAAGAGCACCCAGGCAAAACGGUGCCUCUGAUGAAGCCAUUGUACUAUCGAGGACCAUGGAGGGUUUAUCGUGGUGAAGCUAUUGCUUCUGAUGCUAGCAGCAGCCAGUGAGGGUGCUGAGCUUCGCUGGUAUAUAUACAAAACAACUUUGUGUUUUUCUGUAGAAUGCUUGUGUUGCCCGUACUUUGAGUUGUUUAAAUGUCUUCUACGUUUCUGGCUGAUAUAUGCUUUGUUGUAGACAAUAAGGUUUAGCAACUCUUUUAAGAAUAUGGUUCUUGAAAUUCAUGUAAUGACAAUCUUGUUAUAACAUUAACGUUUUUGCUAUGAUAAGUUUAAGGGUUUCCAUCCA
Brassica napus (rape) is the source of this 618-nucleotide messenger RNA. RefSeq lists its product as uncharacterized. The record is from RefSeq and is a predicted model, not a curated record. The coding region runs from base 60 to 380 and encodes 106 amino acids. NCBI's taxonomy places the organism in Eukaryota, Viridiplantae, Streptophyta, Magnoliopsida, Brassicales, Brassicaceae. The transcript is spliced from 2 exons.